Molecule: messenger RNA, 3044 nt
Organism: Osmerus eperlanus (European smelt)
Lineage: Eukaryota; Metazoa; Chordata; Actinopteri; Osmeriformes; Osmeridae
Gene: memo1
Product: mediator of cell motility 1
Exons: 9
Coding region: 362-1255 (297 amino acids)
Source: RefSeq, a predicted model, not a curated record
AGUUUAGCUAUCCCACAGUGCUAUUUUUGCUGGCAACAGACAAACUAGAUCUGGGCUUUGUUCAUCUGACACGGGCCUAGCAAACGAAUUAAUUAGACAUUUAAAAUAUUAAAAUUUCGUCCUUAUCCCACCAGCUAUUUUAGCUAUUGUAAAGAUAUACAACUGGACAUAAAAUACCGGCUAGCUGAAUUUAUAAAAGUUAGCUGGCUUGCUAUCUUAAGCUGCCACCUUUUUGUGUUCUUCGACUUCCGCUGUUUUCAUUAGUGUUCUGAAGCCAUUUGUUUUUCUACACUUUCACAGGUUUUUACUUUUUUACCCGACAAGAUUUCAGCUAACCAAGAUAGGCGGCUCGGGAACUAAGAUGUCGAACCGUGUGGUGUGCAGAGAAGCAAGUCACGCCGGCAGCUGGUACACCGCUUCAGGUUCCCAGCUGAAUGCACAAUUAGAGGGCUGGUUGUCUCAAGCUCAAUCCACCAUCAGACCUGCUCGGGCCAUCAUAGCACCGCAUGCUGGGUACACCUACUGUGGUGCCUGUGCAGCGCACGCCUACAAGCAAGUUGACCCUUCAGUUACUCGCAGGGUGUUCAUCCUGGGCCCCUCCCACCAUGUGCCCCUGUCCCGCUGCGCUCUCUCCCCAGCAGAGAUCUACAGAACUCCCCUGUACGACCUCAGGAUCGACCAGAAGGUUUAUGCUGAUCUGUGGAAAACCGGGAUGUUCGAACGCAUGAGCCUGCAGACUGAUGAAGACGAGCACAGUAUUGAGAUGCACCUGCCUUACACUGCUAAAGCCAUGGAGAGCCAUAAAGAUGAGUUCAGCAUCGUGCCAGUGCUGGUGGGAGCGCUGAGCGAGUCCAAGGAGCAGGAGUACGGGAAGCUGCUGAGCAAGUACCUGGCUGAUCCCUCCAACCUCUUCAUCAUCUCCUCUGACUUCUGCCACUGGGGUCAGCGGUUCCGUUACACCUACUAUGAUGAAGCUCAAGGAGAGAUCUAUAGAUCCAUCGAGCACCUGGAUAAAAUGGGGAUGGGCAUCAUAGAACAGCUGGACCCAACGUCCUUCACCAACUACUUGAAGAAAUACCACAACACCAUCUGUGGUCGCCACCCCAUCGGAGUGCUGCUGAACGCUGUGACUGAGCUGAGGAAGAGUGGCUUAGAAAUGAACUUCUCUUUCCUGAACUAUGCCCAGUCGAGCGAGUGCAGGAACUGGCAGGACAGCUCUGUGAGCUACGCUGCUGGGGCGCUCAUCGUCCAUUGAGGUCAACUUGCUGGGGAACAACGUAGCUUCGCCCCAACCCCGCCCCCCCGCUCUGCCCACAACCUUCUAUCGCCAUAACCUGCCCUGGACACUUCCCCCUAACUACGCCCUCUCUGACACACACACACACAAACAUACACACACGCCUCAUCUUUACAGAAAGGACCCAGACACUCACAGCCACUAUAUACAGCUAACCUUAAUUCCUGAGUCUGUUAUCUUUGUUCUCACCCCCCAAACCCCUCACCCCCCACCCCCCUCACAUCCCACCUACCUCUCAGUUUGAAGUGAGAUCUUGAUUGAAACUGUUUGCUUAAAGUGCAGUUGCAGUAUGAGGUUGUUGCAGGUUUGGAAGGGACAGUAUAUGGGUGUGGAGCCAGGCUAAGGAAGGGGGAUUGCAAUGACAGUAGUUGUCCUUUUUGGUUGUAUUGAUUCCCGAGCAGAAUUUAGAAAAGAAAAGUAUAAAUGAUGUAACAAGCAUUAAUCUUUACAGUUGUGCUCCCCUCAGCCUUGUGCUCAUGUAAUCUGCCCCGGGGAAGGAAGAAUAAUAAAACUACAGAUGAAAAAGGAAAAUAAAUCAAGAAUAUUUUAAUUAAUAAUAUGAGACAAGGAUUGUAAUGAGUGUUUUGACUGACUACUGCUAGCUGUUAAUCCUAGUGAGAUCAUGAGACAAGCUUCGCAGGUCGGUAGCUACAACCAUCGUUGUUAAAACAAGCUGCCUACUGUUUUAGUUGCUACAAAGGGCAACCAAGUUCACUAACCAUCUGCUGUACAAAACCAAAAACCUUUUUAUAUAUAUAUAUAUAUUACUCUCAUAUUAGUAUAUUCAAAUAUUAGCAUUUCCAAAUAUCCUUUGUUCCCAUUAUCUUUGAUUUGAUGGUUUUGUAGUUUGAGGUGGCGUUUUGACAGGUGAUAUGAUGUUAAACAAACUGUGUUAUCAUACUAGCUUCAAAGACGGUUACAUACAAGUGGUUCAGUGAUGUUACAAUUAUGAAGCCUUAACCGUCACCCUGGAUGCAUAGUUGGAGUUAUCCGUUGGUCAGGAUGGUCAUUACUAACACAUCCCUCUGGUCUCCUGUGGUCAUGCUGGCUAGCGCCUGGUUUCUGGAUUUGAGUGCUAGUAUGUUCAAUACUAUCACAUGGCUACUGAACUCCCCCUGUCCUACUGGAGGUGGAAGGCAAAUUCAAGAUAAGCAUGUCACACUGUGUGCUAUUGUGCCUUGAAUCACUGUUGCACAUAUACAUCUGAGGAGUCUGUUUGCAUUUCUGUUCAGUCUUAUUUAGAAUGUGAAAGUCAUUCUGCUUGGCUAAUCCCCAACAUGGCUGUCAGUCACCCCACCACUCAGUGAUUGGUCCAUUGCUGAAGGAGAACUGUGCCACUCAGUGAUUGGUCCAUUGCUGAAGGAGAACUGUGCCACUCAGUGAUUGGUCCAUUGCUGAAGGAGAACUGUGAUCUUCUUCGUUCAGCAGGGGAGGGGAGUGUCUCUGCUCCACCUCUGUCCGUCAGACAGACCCAGCCUAAACUACACUGUCCCUACUCACCAGGCUCUUUAUGGUUUCUUUAUGUCGUUUUUUUCUUCCUGUCAGUAACUGUUUUAUGUUUUAUUCUUAUUGUUGCAUCGAGAGUGAAAGGUCACAAGUCACAAACCUCCAUAAUGAAAUAUACUUAAGUGCUCCCAAAAGGAGUUUUCUAAUCUCAGGUUCCACAGAUACAACAUCAUUAAAUGCUCUCAAAAUAAGAUGUAGGAUUCAUGUUACAAAAAAAAAAGUAAAAUGUACUGAAAAUGAA